Molecule: messenger RNA, 1107 nt
Organism: Mya arenaria
Lineage: Eukaryota; Metazoa; Mollusca; Bivalvia; Myida; Myidae
Exons: 6
Coding region: 105-866 (253 amino acids)
Source: RefSeq, a predicted model, not a curated record
UGGAAUACUGUCAAAACUAUUGAAUACUCUGUCAAGUAAAUAAGUAUUGUGAAAUAAUAUUUUCUUUUGAAAUGUAGAAAUAAUUACAUGGGUAUAACCAAACAAUGGAUUUCUUUCUGGUAUCGUUUAUGAUUCUGUUUUCAUGCACAUAUACAAAUACUCUUCAUGAAUUUUACAACUGUGACUGCGCGGAGUUGGAGACAAUAGACUUUGCCUUACAUGCAUGCUCGGCGAGUCAUGCCACAUACACAUGCAGAGGCAGCACAGAAGAGGCCGUCCGGUACUGCAAUAACGGGACAUGGGGUGACCUCGAUUUUCAAUGCAAUGACGAGAACGAGGAUAUCGAAACAACUGAUGCUGCUAAAACAAUAAACACACCACAAACAGGCUUGAUGAAAGCAGAUAGAGAAACAAAGCGAACACCAGUUGGAGCAAUUGUUGGACCAAUAGUGGCUUUGUUGGUUGGUGUGGUCUUGGUCGGUCUGUUCCUGUUGUUUAAAAGGAGGAAAAAUAGAGAGACGGACAAUGGUAUGAAUGGUAUGACAAACGAGCUAUAUUGGGGACAGUCAGCAAGACCACACCAAGAUACACAACCAGGUAUUGGUAUUGCCGAACUCAACAGGAGAGAGGAUGGAACAGACGAAAAACGUAGUUUUGAUAAUGCAGAAUAUUUUAGAACACAAGAAAUCAUGGACAAUAUAAAUGUCGGAAAUACGGAUCUUAAAGCAUGUGAUGGUGACAUGGAACACAGAACUGUUGGGAAUCAGUACGGAACUGCUGAUAACACAAACACAUCUGGGUUUGGCUCUAGCGAUGGCAAAUAUUUCAACAACGUUUAUGACAAUGCAAAGGCACACCAGUGUUAAGAGAUAAACCCCGGCAGUGGCUGACCCAUCAAUGUAUUAGUCAUGUGUAACCUCUAACAUCUGAGUACUAAGUCGAACCGUCGCCGAAAACUACAAUUUUGACGAAUAUAUUAUGCAGACAUAAACACAUUCUCAAGCACUCCGGGAGAUUGUUUAAGUAUUUUGGGGAGCAGAUAUAAGAUUUUUUUUGAUAGCCGGGAGUGUAUGAACUAUAUAUUUGUAGCAUCCAUGGGACACAUUG